Molecule: messenger RNA, 2412 nt
Organism: Penicillium malachiteum
Lineage: Eukaryota; Fungi; Ascomycota; Eurotiomycetes; Eurotiales; Aspergillaceae
Product: arrestin family protein
Exons: 3
Biological process (GO): ubiquitin-dependent endocytosis
Cellular component (GO): cytosol; cytoplasm
Molecular function (GO): protein-macromolecule adaptor activity; ubiquitin protein ligase binding
Source: RefSeq, a predicted model, not a curated record
ACCAAAAGAACAGUCAUGGCUCAUAUUGUCCCCGCGCAGGUUUUGUCACCACCACAAGUUUCCUCACCACCAUUAUCUCUAUCCAGUCUUAUUCGCACACGAUCAAGACGACGCUCGACUCUCACCGUCGAACAAGAAUUUCCUAAACAAACUCGUCGCGGUUCUAUCCUAAGAAAGCUGGCGGGGCCACGUGAGAACGCGAAGCGUUUCCUUCGCCUGCGGUCAUCCGGAGUUCCGGCCGUCAAAUCGCCUACUCCCCCGCAAUCUUUCCCCGCGUGUCGUCGCACCGCUCGUCCAGUAUCAGAGAUUAUUCUAUCACCAAGAAUCGGAAAUCAAUCAUUGGAUGAGGAUCAAAUUCUCUCUGAUUCAAUGAUGGCCGAUGUUUUACCUCGGGCUCUCCCCGAACAUACCAACACCGUUCCCGAACUGAGCACUCCAUUUCCUCCAUUGCGCAAUGAGAAAAUUGUCGCAACGGGUAGUGGCCUUACAGUAGGGAUCGCCCUCACUGAGCCUGUGCUCUAUUUGCAAGGAUACGACCAGCAUGAUCCCAGUUCCAAAAAGUCGGCUAUCCUAAGAGGACAAAUACAUCUGAAGGUCACCAAAUGUGUGAAGAUUAAGAAGAUCUCAAUCUGUUUUAGGGGUCAUGCCCAGACAGAUUGGCCUGAUGGAAUUCCUCCCAAGAAAAUUCAUUUCCAUGAUAAGAAAGACCUUUUUACUCAUGGUGUAGUUUAUUUCAACCAUGGCGAUACUGCUCUCAUGCAGAACGAUUACGGAGCUCACUACUACCAACAUGCGAAACCGGCUUCGCCAAUUCCCGGAAAGGACGGAGUAUCGGCAACAAGCCGAGAGUUAUUUUCCAAAAGUACCUCAACCACCGCUAUUGGCCCAACAAUUGCCGGUAGAGAUCCAAAGCGUCUUUCUAUCCAGACUACUCGCGGACAUUCCCGGAGUUUUAGCAGAAAUGAGCCCCCACUAAGUUCCCAAAGCCAGCAGCAGCGCAACUACCGGAUGUUCCCAGUUGGGGACUACCUGUACAGCUUUGAGUUCCCGAUCGAUGGAUCAUUGCCGGAAACAAUCAAGACAGAUCUAGGAUUUGUCAGAUAUGACUUGGAGGCUAUUGUAGAGCGAUCAGGCGCAUUCCGACCUAAUCUGCUCGGAACAAUGGAAAUCCCUGUCAUUCGCACCCCUGCUGAGGGCUCUCUGGAGCAGGUCGAGCCUAUUGCGAUCUCGCGGAAUUGGGAGGAUCAGCUGCACUACGAUAUUGUUAUUUCUGGAAAAUCGUUUCCUCUUGGAUCUCAAAUCCCGAUUGCGUUUAAACUAACCCCGCUCGCAAAGGUGGAGUGCCACCGUAUUAAAGUGUACGUCACGGAGAAUAUCCAACACUGGACAGCAGACAAGAGUGUGCAUCGCUUGCAACCCGCCAAAAAGGUUCUUUUGUUUGAGAAGCGGGCUGAACAGGCGAGCACAAGUACCUACCCUGGUAGCUCCAUGCGUGUCACUGCCGGUGGUGGUAUCGACUGGGACCACCGUGCCGCCGCCGCACGAGGAGAUGAGAUUGUGGAUCGAAACCGGACAAACUUGCUUGGUAACCUGGCAAAUGACUCAGGUGUUGGCCCGACCGAAAUGGAGUUUAGUGUGCAGUUACCUAGCUGCCAUGAAAUGAGAGGACGAGAUGAAGCACAGCGUCUGCACUUUGAUACUACAUAUGAGAACAUCCAGAUCAAUCACUGGAUCAAGAUCGUGCUGCGACUUUCCAAGAUUGAUGAGCGAGACCCGAGUAAGCGACGACAUUUUGAAAUCUCCAUCGAUUCACCAUUCCAUAUUCUUUCCUGCAAGGCGACGCAGGCGAACAUAUACCUCCCAGCAUAUUCAAGACCGACCAGCGAACCAGAACCCCCAUCCCAAGAAUUCGAGUGUGGCUGCCCUGGCGCACCCCCAGCGUCAAGAGAAUACUCCAUCGCACAAUCCAACUCGGAUCGUGAAGAUGCGGUGUCAACGCUCAGUCGCCGAGACUCUAUCGGCCGCGCCGUCACUCGAAGCUUCACCAACGGCUCUGGUGGUUUGGCUCGUCCACCACAAGCCCAUCUAGCACAUGAGCCCAAUAAUGAUCGCGAAGUUCCUCGCCCUAUGCAUCUCCUUCGAACUCCAUCAUUUGCCCCUCCCGCCUUUGAGGAUGUUCCUCCUCCACCUCCUCUCAUCACCCCUCCUCCUGACUACACUACUAUUGUUGGAAAUGGGGACCGAGAGGCUGUUCUAGAGGACUACUUCUCCCGACUUUCUUUCUAUGAGGAACAAGAUGACGACCGGGGCUUGGGACGUGUUGACGUUCCCCUGACCCCAGGUGGUCGUGUCAAUCGCAGUAUGGAUGUACCCCGAGAAUGGGUGCGUCUAGAUGAUUUUACCGCUUCAUGA